AUGUCUCCCUCACUAACGCAUCUUCUUCCCCCAUCCGCACCACCAACCACCACAGCACAGAAAUCCCACCGCCUCCUGACCCCCACGACGAAUCCGAUCCCAUUGCUUUCCUCCCCCUGGGCAAAGCGAUACAGCUACAUCCAUACCGUCCUCGUGCCUGUGUAUUACUAUCUCCGCGCGUCAGCUCUGAUCGCAGACCCGUUCAACACCCUACUCAGCGACCUAGGUGUCGUCGCCUUGCUGCAAUGUCUCUUCUGUGCGAUUUGCCUACCACACGCGGGAGGAUGGGUGUCCGGGACGAGUGGAGGCCCGAUCCUAGAAGGGAGCGCCAGUCUCACGGCGGCAAGGCCGAAGACCACCAAGGGAAGCGCGUCCGCAACGGGAAGUAUGCGGCGCAAGAACCUCACUGGCGGGAAAAGUGCAACUAAGGGUGGUGCUACGGCGGGAGCGGGAGGAGAGGGCAGCUGGAAGGGCCGGAUCACACCUACUCUAUUCUCGCUGAUCCUCACGCUCACGCUGCCGCCCCUGCCUCUCACGCUGAUCGCCUUGGUCCUCGGCGCGCCGCUCUACCCGACAUCCUCGAUUCCACUGACCCUCCUGCUCGGCCUUCAUGUCUCGGUCCUAGCCUUUCUUCCACUCUUCUACACCCAUGGCGUGUCCUCGUCUGCCUGGCGCGACGUGUCCGCCGCAUGGCUCCCCUUCGACGCCGCGGGCGUCUGGGGCAGCAGUGUCGGCGCAUUUCUCGGCGGCUGGGUUGGUGCCAUCCCCAUGGCCCUGGACUGGGACCGAGAGUGGCAGAAGUGGCCCUGCACGGUCGUUUGGGGAGUUGUACUGGGCCAGGCCAUCGGGCGUGUGCUGACUGGUGGACUUGGAUGGGGCAUUGGCAAGAGGAUUGAUUUGAGUGAAAAGGAGGAGGAUGACGAGUAUGUGGCCGUCGAGAUGGAGCAGCGGGGAGAUGCGCACGCCGAGAACAGGACCGACAAGGAGGUCAAAUGGGAGUGA
Messenger RNA from Cladophialophora yegresii CBS 114405, 1002 nucleotides. RefSeq lists its product as uncharacterized. The record is from RefSeq and is a predicted model, not a curated record. The transcript is spliced from 2 exons. NCBI's taxonomy places the organism in Eukaryota, Fungi, Ascomycota, Eurotiomycetes, Chaetothyriales, Herpotrichiellaceae. Gene Ontology annotation, cellular component: endoplasmic reticulum membrane. The coding region runs from base 1 to 1002 and encodes 333 amino acids. Gene Ontology annotation, biological process: GPI anchor biosynthetic process.